UCGCUCUGUUCACUUGUGUCACAUUUUUUAACCUCAAAACUUAUCAUCAUGUCUGGUCGCGGUAAAGGAGGCAAAGUAAAGGGAAAGUCAAAGACCCGUUCAAGCCGUGCAGGACUCCAGUUCCCAGUCGGUCGUAUCCACCGAAUGUUGCGUAAAGGAAAUUACGCAGAACGAGUUGGUGCUGGUGCUCCAGUCUACCUCGCAGCUGUAAUGGAAUAUUUGGCCGCUGAAGUUCUCGAGUUGGCAGGCAACGCUGCUCGUGAUAACAAGAAGACUCGUAUCAUCCCACGUCAUCUCCAAUUGGCCAUCCGUAACGACGAAGAGUUGAACAAACUUCUCUCAGGAGUCACCAUCGCUCAAGGUGGAGUCUUACCCAACAUCCAAGCUGUCUUGUUGCCCAAGAAAACCGAAAAAAGCAGCUCUUAAAUUGAUCAUCAAUUCAAAUAACAAAACAAAACGGCCCUUUUCAGGGCCACCAAAUUUUUUAAAACGAAAGAAUCUUGAAGUUUCAUCACCUUUACUAAUUAAUUAUCUACCCUUACAUUUAAAUGUGAUGUUAAUAUUUCUACCAAUUAAGUCACGAAUUAUCUUUGACUUGAAAUUUGAUACAAUUCCCCUCAAGUUUAUUUUAAUUAUCAGUUAAUUUGAAUUAA
This is a messenger RNA of Microplitis mediator, 653 nucleotides long. Its product is annotated as histone H2A. Gene Ontology annotation, cellular component: nucleosome. The coding region runs from base 49 to 426 and encodes 125 amino acids. NCBI's taxonomy places the organism in Eukaryota, Metazoa, Arthropoda, Insecta, Hymenoptera, Braconidae. The transcript has a single exon. The record is from RefSeq and is a predicted model, not a curated record. Gene Ontology annotation, molecular function: structural constituent of chromatin; protein heterodimerization activity; DNA binding.